Molecule: messenger RNA, 360 nt
Organism: Globicephala melas (long-finned pilot whale)
Lineage: Eukaryota; Metazoa; Chordata; Mammalia; Artiodactyla; Delphinidae
Source: RefSeq, a predicted model, not a curated record
AUGCUGCUACGAGAGAAUAGCUGUUGCAGCCGGCGUCAAAGCAGCUCCAGCGCAGGGGACCCAGAUGGGGAGCGCGAGGACUCGCUGGCUACGCGCGCUAGGCAGCAGCUGGAGGCGCUGCUCAACAAGACCAUGCGCAUUCGCAUGCCAGAUGGGCGGACACUGGUCGGUUGCUUCCUCUUCACCAACCGUGACUGCAGUGUUAUCCUGGGCUCGGCGCAGGAGUUCCUCAAGCCGUUGAAUUCCUUCUCUGCCGGGGAACCUCGUGUGCUGAGCCUGGCCAUGGUACCUGGACACCACAUCCACAUCGUUUCUAUCGAGGUGCAGAGAGAGAGCCUGGCGGGGCCUCCCUAUCUCUGA